This is a messenger RNA of Cyprinus carpio (common carp), 5599 nucleotides long. RefSeq names its product OCRL inositol polyphosphate-5-phosphatase (gene ocrl). Gene Ontology annotation, cellular component: membrane; cytoplasm. Gene Ontology annotation, molecular function: inositol phosphate phosphatase activity; phosphatidylinositol-4,5-bisphosphate 5-phosphatase activity. Gene Ontology annotation, biological process: phosphatidylinositol dephosphorylation; signal transduction. The record is from RefSeq and is a predicted model, not a curated record. Lineage: Eukaryota; Metazoa; Chordata; Actinopteri; Cypriniformes; Cyprinidae.
GGGACAGCGCGGUGAUGAUGACCUCGCAACCCAUACUUGACCGGUUGUGUCUUGCAACAUAUUUUGCAAACGUAAACCAGAACAUUACUCGAGAUGCAAUUGACAUAUUAACGCGACAACACAAUAGUCAUCAACCGUGAUCCCUGUUUAGCCGAUAUACACGUAUUCAAUGGGUGUCGUUUUCUCUGGAGUUCAAUGACUCUGCACCGGCUCACGAGCUGAAUCGCACUCUUGCGUCACUUCUUUUUGGAAGCGCGGGUGCACAUUAAUUGUUUUUUCACCACCCGUGUUUAUUCAAAAAAAACCGUUUUACAGGCUAAAUUCUUCCCAAGCGAGCGAUCAAUCGUCUCUCAAUCUCCCCGGAAGAAAGGCCAGCAGCCCCGGCACGCGCGGUGAGGGGUGGAGCCUGACAUGAGAAAAUAGUCGUGCUGAGUUUAUGGUUAGCUGUUAGCUAGCCGCCUGACGGCUUUAAUUCAGCACAUUUAACAACAUUCGUGAUGGAGUCUUCAUUCGGGAUAUCCGAUAGCCAUUGUUUGGCCACGGUUAGAGGACAUGUGCUCAGAAAUGGACAAAAAGAACUAAGACUCCUGUCCCUGUUAGAGUGUUCUGGACAGUUCAAGUUGGAUAUUCUGGCAAACCCUGAAGCAAUUGUAUUAAGCCCAGUGCCCCAGCUGUCCAUCCCCAUCAAUAGCAAUUUUCAGAUAGUUCGAGAGGCUGAAGAAGCGCUUCUUAUUGACUUCUCAAUUAACUCGACGGUACGGAUUCGUCUUCAAGGCGAGGGAACACCAGACCUUCUGCUGGAGCUGCAGGAUGACAUUCACACUCAGUCCUUCUUGCAGCAUGUGACGAAGGCCAAACAGCAAGCUGAGAAGAGGAGUUCACUGCCCAGAAAGAUGGAGCCUGUUGUACCUGUUCCAGUAAAAGACUGCGUUCCAGUCCCACCUCAAAGAGGAACCUCCAAAUCCACCUCAAAUAACACCAACAAUAGCGCUUUAGUAAAGCCCUCAAAAACAGACUCCGCCUUCUCAAUGGCCACGGAUUUUGGCUUUGAAGAGAAGAAGAACCAGCAAAACCGUAUAGUUGCGCAACGAGAGGCACCUCCGCCACCACUGCCCCCUCUUCCCCCUCGGAAGGGCACAUAUACACCAUCGACUAACCACGCAGCAGGCCCAACCACCAAAGAAAGGCCACCAUCUGCACAGAACUCCACACCUGUCAGAAAUGAAUUUCAGUUUGUAGACCGCUCCAGUUCCUGGUCUGACAGCCGGUCCAACUACACCAUGAGACAGGCCAUGAUGAGCAGCCACACAGGGUCAAGGGAAGGCUUGCUCAAGUAUCGGCUCACCAAGAAGGAGAAAGAAUAUGUGGAUAUUAAGAACUUCAGGUUCUUCAUUGGCACGUGGAAUGUGAAUGGUCAGUCUCCUGACAGCAGUCUUGGGCCCUGGCUGUGCUGUGACACAGACCCUCCAGAUGUCUACGCACUGGGAUUUCAGGAGCUGGACCUGAGCACAGAGGCCUUUUUCUAUAUGGACUCAUCCAAAGAACAGAUAUGGGUUGAUGCAGUAGAGAAAAGCCUCCAUCCUAAAGCCAAAUACAAACGGAUCCGUAUCAUUCGCCUGGUGGGAAUGAUGUUGGUGGUGUAUGUCAACAAGGAGCACAAACAUCACAUUCGAGAGGUGGCUUCAGAGUCUGUGGGAACUGGCCUCAUGAAUAAAAUGGGGAAUAAAGGAGGAGUGGCUGUGCGCUUUGUGUUUCAUAAUACCAGCUUCUGCUUCGUAAACUCUCACUUGGCUGCUCACGUGGAUGACUAUGAGCGGCGGAACCAGGACUACAAAGACAUAUGUGCCCGCAUGAGUUUCAACCUGCUGGAAUACCCCCCUCUCAGUAUAGUCAAACAUGAUGUGGUGAUUUGGCUUGGAGAUCUCAACUACAGGCUAUUUUUGCCUGAUGCUGGGGAGGUAAAAAGACUAAUUGAUGAAAAUGAGCUACGGAGGCUUCAGGAGUAUGAUCAGCUGAACAUUCAGAGAAAGACUAAACGUGCCUUCACUGACUUCAUGGAAGGGGAGAUUAAUUUCAUCCCAACGUACAAAUAUGAUGCUAAAUCAGACCGAUGGGACUCAAGUGGAAAGUGUCGAGUCCCUGCCUGGUGCGACCGUAUCCUCUGGAGGGGGAGCAGCGUGAAGCAACUUCACUACCGCAGUCACAUGGUGCUGAAGACCAGUGACCACAAACCUGUCAGCUCUCUCUUCAGUAUCGGGGUCAAGAUGGUGAUUGAGCAGCGCUACAAGAAGGUGUUUGAAGAGAUUGUGCGGGACAUGGACAGGAUGGAAAAUGAUUUUCUGCCUUCUUUGUCCCUAACACGACGGGAGUUCAGCUUUGAGAAUGUGAAAUUUCGUCAGCUUCAGCGUCAGAGUUUUCUCAUCACUAAUGACGGACAGGUCCCUUGCACAUUCGCCUUCAUUCCAAAACUCAAUGAUUCUCAAUACUGUAAGCCCUGGCUACGUGCUGAACCCAGCGAAGGGGUACUAGACCCUAAUGAGACAAUGGAGAUCUUCCUGGAGGUGUAUGUCAGUAAAGACUCUGUGACGCUGCUAAACUCUGGUGAGGAUAAAAUCGAGGACAUCCUGGUGCUUCAUCUGGACCGGGGGAAAGACUACUUCAUCACUGUGGCGGGAAACUACCUGCCCUGCUGUUUCGGCACAUCUUUAGAGACCCUUUGCCGUAUGAAGAAGCCCAUUCGUGAGAUACCAGUCACCAAACUCAUAGAUCUGGGAGAGGAUAGCUGCAUGGAAAAGGAGAGAUCCCGGAUGAAUUUCUUGUUGGACAGUGCAGGAACAGAGGAUAAACCUCUGAAGAUUCCCAAAGAGGUCUGGUUGCUUGUUAAUCACCUCUACACCAAGGCCUGCCAGCAGGAGGACCUUUUCCAGACCCCUGGCCUGCAAGAUGAUCUACAAAGUAUUAUUGACUGCUUGGACACCAGCAUUCCUGAAUCCAUCCCUGGCUCUAAUCACUCAGUUGCCGAAGCACUAUUGAUCUUCUUGGAGGCUCUUCCUGAGCCUGUGCUGUGUUAUGAACUCUAUCAGCGCUGUCUGGAAUGCUCUCAUGACAGCCGCCUGUGCAAACAGCUAAUAUCUCAGCUCCCACGAGCCCAUCGCAAUGUGUUCCGCUACCUGAUGGCCUUCUUGAGAGAAUUACUUAAACACUCGAUUGACAACAACCUGAACGCCAACCUACUAGCCACUCUCUUCGCAAGCCUCCUCGUUCGGCCGCCUCCCAACCUUGCUUGCAAACAGACGUCACACGACCGUCAGAAAGCCAGCGACUUCAUACUGGGGUUCCUGAUGGGAGGUGAUGAAGACUGAGGAAGAGGACCGCAGAACGAGGUGUCAUGCCUUCUCUCAGAGGUGUUCAGAUGGAGCAAAAAGACACUUGAGGUCUGUUUGUGGCUGGUCUUCUGCGAGAUAUUUGGGCCACCCUGCACUAAGAUGGCUGACUGCCUCCGUAAUGAAAGUUUGACACAGUUUUGCACAGACACUGCCCAUUGGUUACGUUUCGUUAUUCUUCUGUUCCUGCUUCAGAUGAAUAGGUGUCAGUUUAUCUCUGUAGUAUUAAUAGCUACACUUUAACCCUUACAAACCUCAUCUUUUUGACUGUAGCAUCUAAUAUAAUACUAUGUGCAACCCCACUUUCUCUGGUUUUGUCCUCUGGAUCAGAGUGCUGUAAUGCCAAAUCCAAUAUUCCUGACCAGAUUUGACUGAAUGUGUUAGAUGUGACUGACGGGCACUCAAAAAAAUGACUUUGUUACACUAAAGGAAAGCCAUGUUGUGGAGAUUGUACUGACUGCUGCUGCCCGGGUUAAACGCUCCGUCAGAGCACCAUUUUCCAUGCUCUUUUCCUUUUCUCCUUCAAAAAUGACCUUCACAGAGAAUUGUUUCCUACAAGGUGACUUUGACAAUCGACUACCUUUCGGAGUGGAGAAGAAGUCUGGACUAUCUGAAUCAUGAUGAAUCAGCUGGCAUUGUCCGAUGUGGUGCGCACAUGUUAUUUAUGUUUUCCUGUCUCCUACACAGUUGUCCUCAGCAUUGGGCAUUUGGAUGUCCUCCACAGAUGAAUAUAAGUCUGUUAUCUGUAAGAAACACACGCUCCGGUCUCCUCCUCAGUCCGUUAUGAUGGCACAACCACACCCAUUAUUAUUAAUCACCUUGAAUAAUGGCAACAAGCGGAUGAGGUUGCCUUCAUUAGAUCUGGACUCUGGGUCUGAAACGUAUUCUUUUGAGGUCUUACUCUUUUACAGCUCUGUUCUGGAUCCUGUCGUGCUUCAGAGACAUUAACAUUUAAACUGAUGUGCUCAGUGGGUCUGGUCUUUUAUGUGUCAAGUCUUGUAAUGAAGUCGUGGUCCUACUAUUUAUAUGUAUGUUGAGUGUUAUACUAACCCAAACUGGGAUAAUUUUGUGUACGUUUACAGUCGUUGUGUCCUUUGUUGGUGUUGUUUCAUGAUAUAUUUACACUGUUUCCGUAUAGUGACAUACCGGCAUACGUUUAUCUCUCUUGAACUCAUAGUAUACAUUGGGAAAUUCUAGAAUCUGCUUGUUUUGCAACUUCUUGUGCCAGUCAGUCUGCUUUAGUACUACAUUGUGUAAAGAGGAAGCAUCCUCUUUUGUACUCGUAUUAUUCAUCAAUAUCCCCAAUGCUAAAAUAUUAUUGUAGCACAAACCACACAAGCUGUUUCUCCACAGUGUGUGUGACAUUGUUUCCUCUGUCUAUUAGCAACAUUUCCUCAAAAUCUCACAGGAAAUGUUUUGCGUGAGUCUUGCAACUUGGAAAAAGAGUUGUAAGCAGUUUGACCAACUCGUUCUGCCUUUCCUUAUUGUCAGAAAAAAAAAUUUGCAGAAUUUGUAGUUUUAGGCAUAUAGCUUCUGACAGUAAACUGACAGACAGGGGCAACUUUGUACCUUAUCUACCCCUAAAAGGUGCAUAUUAGUACCUAAUAUGUACCUUUUAUGUACUACUGUACACUUUUAGGGGUAAAUAAGUUACAAAGAUGUCCUUGAGGUACUGACCCAGUGACAAGCUGUAACAAAUUCUGCACAUUUUUCCUGAGAGUGUUGAAAACUCUAAGUAGUGAUGUUCUGUGAAUGAUAUUGGCUGUGGUUUGAAGUCAUCCAGUGAUCUCAGAUGCCUAAAUCUCUUCACAUCCUCUGCCAUGUUUACAAGCCCCCUGUGUCUGAGCUUUCUGUUGGGCUUAUUUUUUUGCUUUGGGAAGGGCCACAAUGGACCUCGACUGUCUUAUUCAAACACUUAUCGCCUGAAAUCAUUCUUUUCAUUGCCAAUAGAUGAUGUUCCUGGGAGGACCUCAUUGCAGGAGACUGAAUCAGAGGAACAGAAAUGCAGAUGGCCAUUACACAGAUUUCUGGUGUGCUGUGAUCACCACCCUGCCUGUUUGUUUAUUGUUGUGACCUGUCUUUCUAUAUCCAUUCAGUUUUUGUAAUGAUGUUUCUGGUACUUUGGAGAUGGGUACUUGCACAUACUUUGUUUUAUUUGUGGGGAGGGGCCGGGCAUCUAAUUUAUUCAAUGAAAUAAAGACAUUAUGAUGAUAUUA